Besnoitia besnoiti is the source of this 2115-nucleotide messenger RNA. Its product is annotated as kinesin motor domain-containing protein. NCBI's taxonomy places the organism in Eukaryota, Apicomplexa, Conoidasida, Eucoccidiorida, Sarcocystidae. Gene Ontology annotation, molecular function: ATP binding; microtubule motor activity; microtubule binding. Gene Ontology annotation, biological process: microtubule-based movement; mitotic spindle organization. The transcript has 11 exons. The record is from RefSeq and is a predicted model, not a curated record. The coding region runs from base 1 to 2115 and encodes 704 amino acids.
AUGGUGGUACGGAACAGCGUGCGUGUGGCCGUGAGGACGAGGCCCACGCCAAACUUCAACAACAAGAUCUUCAGCAUCGAUGAGGAACAUGGAACAAUUGAUGUAACUGUACCGCCCCGGAAUGAUGUCGCCCAUUUCAAGUUCGAUAUGAUGCUACACAAUGCUACACAGGAGCGUGUUUUUGACGAUUGUGUCCGAGACAUUAUCACGAGCGUCCUAGAAGGGUACAAUGGCACGGUCAUGGUUUACGGACAGACAGGCGCAGGCAAGACAUUCACAAUGAGCGGUGGCCUUCGGAGUUUCGAACUUCGGGGCAUCAUACCGCGUGCUAUCAGCGCCAUCUAUGAGGAAGCGUCAAACAGGCCUGAGACGGCCUACACCAUUCGCAUUUCGUAUGCCGAAAUAUACGGAGAAUGCAUGUACGACCUCCUCUCAUUGCUUUCCAUUGGCAAGCAGUCUGGAAAUGAACUUCAAAUACAAGAAGACGCCAAGGGUGGUCUGUUCGUUCGGGGAUUGACUGUCCGACUGGCUGCUACAGAAGAAGAGGCUCUUAACCACUUUUUCGAGGGUGAUAUGAAUCGGGCAGUCGCAGGGCACACAUUGAACACGCAGUCCAGCAGAUCUCACUGUAUCUUCAGCAUCUAUGUCGAGGGGAAAUCGCGGGUCGAGUCAAACGACAGAAUCGUGACCUCUAAGCUUCACCUAGUUGAUCUUGCGGGCUGCGAACGAGUCAAGAAGACAAAGUCUGACGGUAUUCUUCUGCGCGAAAGUUCCUACAUCAACAAGUCCCUCUCUUUUCUCGAGAUGGUUGUUGUCGCCCUAGGUGAGAGAGGUCGUGACCACAUUCCCUAUCGCUCUUCGAAGCUGACGCAUCUUCUCAAGGAUUCCCUUGGAGGGAACUGCCGGACAUGUAUGAUCACAAACAUAUGGCCCGAGCUGCAGCAUAUGGAGGAAACGAUCAGUACUUUGAGAUUCUCGACAAGGAUGAUGCGCGUUUCCAACAGAGCAAUUAUCAAUGUUCAAAUUGAUCCCUUGUCACUCCUACGCAAGUACGAGCGGGAAAUCCGCUCGCUGAAACAGGAGCUCCAGAUGCAGAAUAAUAUUUGCGGCCGAACACAAGUGGCGUACGAAGCCUUCUCUCCCGACGAAAAGGAGGAGAUGAAGAAGACCGCCCAAGCUUUCUUUGAGGGCGGUACUGAGCUUAUCGAGAUUUUUUCGCUCCGACAGGUUAACGAGUUGAUACAAACCAUGCGCGAGCUGUACCAGGAAGCCCUAGCAUCGAAACGAGAUCAGGCGGAACGCCAGCAGGCAUCGACUGGGACCGCCUCUGCCCACCAGGAGGCGGGUGACGGACAAACGGGCAAGCAGCGCGGUCUGCGCACCGCGACAGCCUCCUCAUUGAGCAACGUCUCUGUGGCGAAAGAAACUACGGCUGGAGGAACGGCCGCGCUCGAAGUGCAGCCGACAGCUGCAAGCGUCAAACUAGCUCCAAUACAUGUCGGAGUCGAAGAUCUUGCCGUCGGAGGAGCAUCUCUGGGGAUCGACCCCGACCAGUGCAUGCGGGAGCCGAGGCACAACAUCGAUAGGAACGAAAACCCGCAGCCGGCCCUAUACGAUCAAUCGCCGGAGCGGAAAAGUUUAAAGGGCAGCUUGCGUGCGCGGCUGACGCGGACCCGCGAGCGAGAGAUGGUCGACCGCAAGCAAGCGUAUUUUCACUUCAAACAGGGUGAAGGCAGGAUAUACGAGGAGAGUUUUAUGCAGAUUCGACACGAUCUCAAUGAAAAACGUCUGGCUUCCACGACGCUUGCAACGAAUAUAACGGCUUUCGUGGACGAGAUGGAGUCACUCAAAGAAAAGCUGCGGCUCAAACAAGAAGCAGCCACCGAAUCUUUGAUGCUGGUGCCUGGGAGCGACGGCCAGAGAGUGGUGGACGAAGAAGAGUUUAUGCUGAUGAAGAAGUUGAAAGAGACGAAAAACAAGAUAAAGGCUGCUAUGCGAGAACGGAAAGACAUUAAGGCUGCUCUGACCCAAGGCGAACAUGAAAUUUCACGCUGCAAGAUCGAGCUCGUGAACGCCUUCAACGCAUGGUAUCUUCAGCCCUCCAUUGUUCUGUAG